This is a messenger RNA of Hibiscus syriacus, 328 nucleotides long. RefSeq names its product transmembrane E3 ubiquitin-protein ligase FLY2-like. The transcript is spliced from 3 exons. Bases 54 to 287 code for a protein of 77 amino acids. Lineage: Eukaryota; Viridiplantae; Streptophyta; Magnoliopsida; Malvales; Malvaceae. The record is from RefSeq and is a predicted model, not a curated record.
GUCCAUUUCAUGCGUGGAACAUAACAGGAACUUAUCGAGGAAAUUGGAAAUUUAUGGAAUCUAUGAAUAGCUCUUCCAAAUUUCCCGAUUUCAGGAAAUCAGCUGGUGAUUCAAUCAUUGAAUUAGUUUGCACACCAACCAAAAUAACUGGUGUACAUUAUGUUCAGGGUGUAAUUAUUUUCCAUGAUGUGUUUGAUAACAAACACAAUGUUGGUGGUGCUCAAAUAAGGGUAGAGGGUGUAUAUAUAUGGCCUUUUAGACAGCUUCGAAUGGUAGCUAACAGGUAAAUCUUGACUACGUUUAUUGCUCAGUAAAAGUUCUUCCAGCU